Messenger RNA from Mytilus trossulus (common blue mussel), 1094 nucleotides. RefSeq lists its product as uncharacterized. The record is from RefSeq and is a predicted model, not a curated record. The transcript is spliced from 3 exons. Bases 1 to 576 code for a protein of 191 amino acids. NCBI's taxonomy places the organism in Eukaryota, Metazoa, Mollusca, Bivalvia, Mytilida, Mytilidae.
AUGAAGUUUUUCAGCAGGCAAAGAGCUGAAACACAGGGACAAACAGUGCGUCAGAUGCUUAAUAAGACAAAAAGACUUGAAUCAACUUGUCCCCUUGAUGACCAAACAAGCACAGACCUGAUGACAAUUGAUCAUGACCGAGAACCAGAAUUCAACCAGCAAGAUGAUUCUGAUACCAACAACACAGACCUUGAAGCCAAAACACCGGUUGAAGCAAACAAAACUGCUGGAGCCAACAUAACAAUUAGAGCAGAAAUUCAUCACAAGUCCAAUGAUACAGAUCAUCAUGAUCAUAUAAUAUAUGAAGCAACACCCAUUCGAGACUUAGAUGCUGCAAAGCCAACUGAUGAAAUAUCAACUGUUCCAACUGAACAAAAAUCAACUGUUCCAACUGACGAAAUAUCAACUGUUCCAACUGAUGAAAUAUCAACUGUUCCAACUGACGAAAUAUCAACUGUUCCAACUGACGAAAUAUCAACUGUUCCAACUGAGGAAAAAUCAACUGUUCCAACUGAUGAGAUACCAGCCGAUGAAGCUUGGGAAAAAAAACUGAUCCAUUAUUGUCAACAUUUUUAAAUUAUAUUUGUUAUCAUGGUUAUCACAUGUUAUUUAUUAUAAUAUAAUAUAUAUAAAUCAAAAAUUGAAAGCCUUUCAAACUGUCCCUGUUUACUUGGUAUGAUCAACUUUGAGAAUGUUUAAGAAUUUUUUUAAUUGAAAUAUAUAACUCAAAUUGUUUGUGUAACCAGAACUGUUUUUUUUUUUAUAAACCUUGUACUUUGUUCAUAACGAUUUUUUAUUGACAUAUUUUAUCAUCAUCAAGUCAUCCCUAAAUUAGCUUAAAAAAAAAACCAAAUGAAAGAAUAUUAAUUUAAAACCCAAAAGACUGAUAUCAUCAAAACCUAACUGUAUGAAAUUGUAUGAACAUUCAAGAUAAAUUGUAGGCCUAGUCUAAUGAUUACAGCACCUAAAAUUGUGGCAUUAUAUUUCUCAUGUUUCUACAUUGUAAAUGUCUUAAAUAGAAUGCCCAAAACUUUCAUGUAUUGAUCUUUUGUAAAUUCGACAAAACACGAUACAUGCAUGUAUGAUAGAGUGAG